This is a messenger RNA of Silurus meridionalis, 4251 nucleotides long. It is a transcript of the gene gucy2f, whose product is annotated as guanylate cyclase 2F, retinal. The record is from RefSeq and is a predicted model, not a curated record. Gene Ontology annotation, molecular function: peptide receptor activity; protein kinase activity; guanylate cyclase activity. The transcript has 19 exons. NCBI's taxonomy places the organism in Eukaryota, Metazoa, Chordata, Actinopteri, Siluriformes, Siluridae. The coding region runs from base 617 to 3934 and encodes 1105 amino acids. Gene Ontology annotation, biological process: receptor guanylyl cyclase signaling pathway; protein phosphorylation; intracellular signal transduction.
UGACAUCACAGCCUGGGGUCACUUUGAGAAGACUUUAAUUGAAUGACCACAAAAGACUUGAGAGAGUGAUUAUAUGUAUAUAUAUCUAAUGAAAAUAAAAUUUUUGGGUUUUUUUUGGUUUGUUUUUGUAAUGCAAUAUUAAUCACUCCAGACUUAUUGAGGAUGGAGAAUGUGAUUGGAAACUGGUCAAGGUAACAUCCAAAAGUUUAAAUAAUGGACAACGGACACGUCGAUGGACUGGAGGCCUCAAGCAAAACGAGAAAAUGUUGGUGUUUCUUGGUUUGUUCGAGGUGAAUGAGUGUCAGUGGUGAACACGUCGUUACUAACAGCAGGCACUAAGGAGCUCUCCUGGGUGCUGAAGUGGUUUCUCUGUGCUGCUGCACUUGCAGAGAGGGUUAUACGGUGCUGUAUUUGUGGAUUGAAAACACACAGUAGAUCUGGAAGGGGAGAAAAACUUGAGAAAUGGUGAUAGAAAGUCUGAAAGUCUGAAGAAACCUCCGUGGGAAAAUGAUCAUCUCUACUUUUGGACUUAAUGGUAGAUAAUGCUACACUUUAGUCUGGCCCCCAAGACGGUCAUGUAAAAUCCCCCCAUCAUAACGGAUAGAAAAAGUGGACAAUGCAACAAUUUCCUCUCCAUUUUAGAGGCGCACUGUUGGACGUAUCCAGCUGUCUGUGUUGUAACGUGCUGAGAAGCAAGCACAGCCUUUCGACGCUGCCGUUUUUCAAUUUAUGGACAAUUCUUGCCGUUUUGACUUCUCCCUGCUGCGUGCAAUGUCUCAGUUUUAAAGUCGGGGUCAUCGGGCCUUGGAAUUGUGACCCUGUUUAUUCCAAAACAUUACCUGUUGUAGCUUCAAAUUUAGCCAUUAGUAGGAUAAACACGGAUGCCAGUUUGGACCUGGGAUGUACGAUGGACUUUGUGGUUCUUCAAGAACCGUGCGAAACUUCAAAAGCGCUGAUGACGUUUGUUCAAUACGAAAAACAAGCCGACGCGUUUGUCGGACCUGGAAAUCCAGGAUACUGCAAUGCAGCGGCGCUCCUGGGCAAGAACUGGGAUAAACCAAUUUUUUCUUGGGCCUGCAUCAACUACGAGCUUGAUCGAAUCCAGGGCUACCCGACCUUCGCACGGAUCUUGCCCUCACCUACACGGGUACUGUACAUGGUUUUGAAGUAUUUCAGUUGGGCCAACAUCGGCAUUGUGUCCUCCAACGAGGAUAUAUGGGUCGACACUGCUAGCAAACUGGCCAGCUCGCUCAGGAGUCAAGGACUUCCCAUAGGCAUCGUUGCCUCGAUCGGAAAUAACGACACAGAGAUGGAGAACACGCUGAGAAACAUCCAGAACGCUGGGGAAAUCAAAGUUAUCAUCAUGUGCAUGCAUUCGGUGUUGAUUGGCGGUGAAAAGCAGCUGAAUUUCCUGCUCAAGGCCUAUGAUAUGGGCUUAACAAGUGGCAGUUAUGUCUUUAUUCCAUAUGACGCUCUCCUCUACAGCCUGCCCUACACCAAUAUCUCGUAUUUUUCAAUUCUGAACAACACCAAGCUACGUAUCGCAUAUGAUGCCGUGCUCACCAUUACGGUAACAUCAGAUCUGAUGUCCUUCAACCAGGCCUUUAAUAAUGCCAAGAAACAGCAGGAGUUGACUGUUAGCCAGGAUCCUCAGCAGGUUUCCCCUCUUUUUGGUACAAUCUACAAUGGUUUUUACCUCCUUGCCAAAGCCAUGCACAACACCAGGAGAGCUGGUCAGUGGUUCUCCGGGACCAACUUGGCCUUCUACACACGGAAUCUGACAUUUCCAGGCUUCAACCAGAACCUCCAGAUUGACUCACAGGGUGAAGGACAGACCAACUACAUUAUCUUGGACUCCGAUGGCUUGGGAACUGACCUGUACCUUUGCUACUUGGUGGAUCUUAGCUCAAACAUGGUGCGCUAUGCUGGCAGGUCCAUCCACUAUCCUGGGGGUUCCUCUCCUUCUGCUGAUUCCAGCUGCUGGUUCAAUCCCAAAUCCAUUUGCACUGGAGGUGUGGAUAUAAUCUAUGUAAUCAUAGUCUUCACAAUUGUCUUCAUUUUCAUUGUUGGUGCUAUUGGGAUAAGUCUGCUUAUAAGGAGGCGAAUCCAACAACUCCAACUGGUGAAAGGACCCAACAGGAUCUUGCUUACUCUUGAAGAUCUCAGUUUCAUCAAUCCCCAGCUAAGCAAACGGAAAAUCACCCUAGAGGAACUCAGUGAUUCUAAAAGUGUGGCUGAUGAGAAGAGCGUAAGGUCAGCUGAUCACUCUGUCAACAGUUUGGCAACUGCAACACACGAGACCUCCAACGUUGCCGUGUAUGAGGGUGACUGGGUGUGGCUCAAGAAGUUUGAGAAGGGUCAAUUCAAGGAAGUCAAACAGAGUACCACCAAAAUAUUUACAAAGAUGAAGGAUCUCAGGAAUGAAAACGUUAACCCAUUUCUUGGGUUCUUCUGUGACUGUGGCAUGUUUGCCGUGGUCACUGAGCACUGCUCCAGAGGAAGCUUGCAGGAUCUACUACGCAACGAUGAUGUUAAGCUUGACUGGAUGUUCAAGUCCUCCUUGCUUUUGGACCUCAUUAAGGGAAUGAAAUACCUUCACCAUCGAGAAUUUCCCCAUGGCCGACUAAAAUCACGCAACUGUGUGGUUGAUGGACGAUUUGUCCUCAAAAUCACAGACUAUGGUUUCAACGAGCUUCUUGAAUCUCAAAAAUCUCCAAAAGAGGAACAUUCACCUGAAGAUCUCUUCUGGACAGCUCCUGAACUUCUCAGGGACCCUGAGAGCCCACGAAAAGGUACAUCUAAGGGUGAUGUGUAUAGCUUUGCCAUCAUACUCCAAGAGGUGGUCGUCCGUGGUGCUCCAUACUGCAUGCUUGGACUACCACCUGAAGAGAUCAUUCGGAAGGUGAAGAAACCUCCCCCCAUGUGCAGACCUACAGUUGCUCCGGAUCAGGCUCCUCUAGAGUGUAUCCAACUGAUGAAACAGUGCUGGAGUGAGCAGCCUGACAGGAGGCCUGCCUUUGAUGAAAUAUUUGAUCAGUUCAAGCUCAUAAACAAGGGCAAGAAGACAAACAUUAUAGACUCUAUGUUACGCAUGCUCGAGCAGUACUCGUCGAACCUCGAGGAUCUAAUCAGGGAGCGGACAGAGGAGUUGGAGAUAGAGAAGCAGCGGACGGAGAAACUCCUGGCUGAAAUGCUCCCACCAUCCGUGGCUGAGGCAUUGAAAACAGGUGCUUCAGUAGAGCCAGAGUACUUUGACCAGGUUACCAUCUACUUCAGUGACAUAGUGGGCUUCACAACGAUCUCUUCACUCAGCGAUCCAAUCGAGGUUGUGGAUCUGCUCAAUGAUCUCUACACACUAUUCGAUGCAGUGUUGAGUAACCACGAUGUAUACAAGGUGGAAACCAUUGGUGAUGCCUACAUGGUGGCCUCUGGACUGCCAAAGCGGAACGGGAAUAAGCAUGCCGCUGAGAUUGCCAACAUGUCCCUGAACAUCCUGAGCUCUGUGGGAUCUUUUAAAAUGCGCCACAUGCCAGAAGUUCCUGUCAGGAUAAGAAUAGGCAUUCACUCAGGGUCAUGUGUGGCUGGAGUCGUGGGACUAACAAUGCCUAGAUACUGCCUUUUUGGUGAUACAGUCAACACCGCCUCUCGUAUGGAAUCUACGGGACUGCCUUAUAGAAUUCAUGUGAACAUAAGCACUUUGAAGAUUCUCCAAUCAUUGAAUGAGGGCUACCAGAUAGAAGUCAGAGGAAAGACAGAAUUAAAGGGUAAAGGAAUUGAAGAAACAUACUGGCUUGUUGGGAAAACAAACUUCACAAAGCCUUUACCGAAGCCUCCUGAGAUCAAAGCAGGGGAUAACUGGCAGGAAAUGGUGACGGAAGAGAUCAAGGCGAUUUUCCGCAAGGCAAACCGACAAGUGGACAAGCUGAAAAUCUGAACAUGAUGUAGGAAGAGACGGGGGACAACGCCGCCAACGACGAAGGAGGAGGAAGAAUAUAGGACGGAUGGCAGAGACCUGUAGGAGUGUGUGAGUGUGUGUGAGUGUGCGAUCGCUGCAGCUUACCGAGACUUCUUUAAUAGGAUUGACCCUCGUCUGUCUAAUCGGCCUCUGGCCAGCACAGCAGAAAGAACAGCACACUAAUGAAAUGAGAGACAAGGAGACAGGCGUUCAGACGGAGUGUGUUCUCGCUCGGGAUGAACUACAGGCACCGGCCAUUUGCUUUGGCCACCAAGUGGCUCUUUUCUCUUUUUCAC